This is a messenger RNA of Fomitopsis serialis, 967 nucleotides long. RefSeq lists its product as uncharacterized. NCBI's taxonomy places the organism in Eukaryota, Fungi, Basidiomycota, Agaricomycetes, Polyporales, Fomitopsidaceae. The record is from RefSeq and is a predicted model, not a curated record. The coding region runs from base 125 to 892 and encodes 255 amino acids. The transcript is spliced from 7 exons.
CUUGGUAAGCUUCUACUCACACCCAGACCACAGUCGCAAGACGGGACGUAUAUAACGCCAUGACUUCAUCCAAGUACUCCAGUACAACCUCACCUACGUCUACCAGCCGCUCCCCAGCCUGUGUAUGUCCUAUACCAUGUCUACCAAGCUAAGCCGCGCUUCAUACACCGUCGCCCUCGUCGGCGCGACCGGCGGCCUUGGCGUCGACGCCGUUGUAAGUCUUGUUGGCAAGGCGCCGAAUGAAGCCGCAAUCAAGAGUGGUGCGAAGGUGUACUUCCCUACGGAAUAUGGCUCUGACCACCGUAUCAACGACUUCCCCGGAUGGGAUGACCCUGACUGGUUGUUCAAAGGACAGCACGCUCGCAAGUACCGCCAGCUCGGAGCCGCAAGACAAAGUUGUUUCGCUAUCCUCAUCGGACCGUGGCUCGGCUUCGACACUGCCAACCUGACCUACACCUCUGUCGGCUCGCCCGACGCGAAGACCGCCACCACCGCGAAGGCGGACAUCGGGCGCGCUCUUGCGGAGCUCACGCUCCUCUCGCUGAACCCCGAGACGGCCGCGAGCGUCCCGGACGACGUGCACAUCGCGGGCAGCAACGUGAGCUACCGGCAGGUCCGCGACGUCGUGCAGAAGAUCCGCGACGAGCUUGGCGUGGAGCCGAAGGGGGAGAUCAAGGUCCAGGGCACGGAUUUGGCUGCGUUCAGGGAGAAGCUGCGGAAGGAGCAGCUCGAGAAGCCGAAGAGCGGGCCUAUCGACCAUAUCAAGAUCCUCAUCGGUGAGGGGAAGAUGGACUUCUCGCAGAAUGACGACGAGCUGGUUAACCCUGGCGAAAGCAUCUGGAAGUGGAAGACUGUCGAGGACAUCGUUCGCGAGAAAGACGGCAAGGUGUAAACUGUCACCAUGAUCCUCUCGCAGAACAAAGCAGUGUGUACGAGUAUUGAGCAGGAAUUUGAAAGAAUACAUUGA